UUGACGUUUUUAUUAACGUGUACGUAAAAUACAACCUCGCCAAGCCCGUUAACACCGUUUACACCUGAAAUAUUUCUGACCAUUCACCAUCGUAAUCAAUUUACAUGUCGCGAUCGUCAUUGGCUAAGCUGGACGUUGGUCAACGGGUCGUGACGUCAAUGCUCACACCGUUUGAAGGUCGUUUACGUAGGAAAUAAAGUAUUUAAGAAGCGUGCAGAAAUCUAAGACUUCAGAUCAACUCAACCUGGUGAUUGAACAAGGCAAGGGAACGUACAAGAAAACUUCACGGAAAAAAGAAAGAAAAAAAAGAUGACGAUGAUGUAUUGUUUGGCUGGCUUAAUGGUCAGUUUUUACAUAAGCACGUGUACGGGAAGUGUUAUUACGCCCAAGGGGACGGGUACCGUUGCAGACGUAGUAGCAGACGUCAAUAUACAGGCAAUAAAUCCAGAAUGUGCACUGUUGAAGGAUGAAGGUGAUUGCACGGACAAUGUUCGUAGAUACUACUAUGACGCAACGAUUGGAUUUUGUAUGGAAUUUAACUACACAGGUUGUGGAGGCAAUCUCAACAACUUCCUAACAUCUGAGAAUUGUUACACCAGGUGCGUGUGCGCUAAUUCUAAAGACGUCGGUGAAGGACCUCAUAAAAUCACACGUUAUUAUUAUAAUAAAGACACAGAGCAAUGUGAAAUGUUUCAGUAUCAAGGCUCAGGAGGCAAUACGAAUAGAUUUCUUUCUGUAGCACAGUGUAAGAACACGUGCGAACGUGCAACAUUGAAGAACAGAUGCAGAAAGCGACCAUCAAUUGGUACCAACUGUAAUAACAACUCUACAAUUAAGUAUUACUACGACAAACAUUGUGAUUGCUGCAGGAAAUUCACGUAUCUUGGUUGCGAUGGUAACCGAAAUCGAUUCUCUACCCUGGAAACGUGUCAGCAGACAUGCUCAACAAAGCAGCCUACAACCCCCGCCCCUGUGACAUCAACGCCACGCCCAACACCGCCCAUCUGCUUAUACCAGGUUGAAUAUGGAGACUGUAGCAAGAUUAUCCUUCGUUACUACUACAACAGCAUCAGUAAAAAAUGUGAACAAUUUGCGUGGUCAGGAUGUGGUGGCUCAGAAAAUAAUUUCAACACCAUGGAAGCUUGCAUGAACAAAUGUACAAACUAAAUCAUUUGUAAACAUUUCGUUUCAUUUAUCCAAAACUUUGCUAAAAAAAUAAAUAACUUUCGUUUUGUUAGUGCCACAUGUGCUGCAGGAAUUGUAAAGCUGCUUUUCAACUUGCAAGAAAAAGGGAAACAGAAAGUGCCAUGCCUUUGCUUUAAAUUUCAUUAUUUGUACCCAUCUUGCAUGCUACAUGACUAGUAUUUUGUAAACUGAAAUCUUUAAUGUUAUAUGUGCAAUAAAUAUUGAUAUGCUAAUUAUUGUAUUAUUCUUCA
Messenger RNA from Ruditapes philippinarum (Manila clam), 1436 nucleotides. Its product is annotated as carboxypeptidase inhibitor SmCI-like. The transcript has 3 exons. Gene Ontology annotation, molecular function: serine-type endopeptidase inhibitor activity. The record is from RefSeq and is a predicted model, not a curated record. NCBI's taxonomy places the organism in Eukaryota, Metazoa, Mollusca, Bivalvia, Venerida, Veneridae. The coding region runs from base 310 to 1167 and encodes 285 amino acids.